AUGUCUACUGAUAGUAGUCAAGUACGUCGGUGUGCGUAUAUUGCUCUCGGAAGCAAUGUAGGCGACAGACUUGACAUGAUUGAGAAGGCAUGUCUGGCUCUUGAUCAGGAUCAAAAUAUCAAAGUCACGCGAACAAGCUCGCUAUAUGAGACCGAACCUAUGUAUGUUGAGGAUCAGGCUCGCUUCUUGAAUGGCGCUUGUGAGGUCGAGACUACCCUCGAGCCAAUGACUUUACUGGACAGACUACAAGCUAUCGAGAACGAGCUUGGACGUGUCAAGCUGAUUGACAAAGGACCUCGAAGCAUUGACCUUGACAUCUUGCUUUACGAGAAUCAAGUGAUUGACACAGAACGCUUGAAAGUUCCACACAUGCUCAUGCUUGAACGAGAGUUCGUGCUUCGUCCUCUUUGCGAUAUCAUCCCAGAGGCUAUCCCUUCCAUUGGCAAAACGCGGGUCCCACUCAGUGAGAGUUUGUGUAAACUGGCAUCUUCUCCUUCAACCCCCAUCUCAACUACAACGAGUAUGGGAGAAGGCACGUUUUCCAUUCGAGCCCUCGAAUCAACACGCCCAACUCAUAUCAUGUCUAUUCUCAACACUACUCCUGACUCAUUCUCGGAUGGUGGUCUCAAUUCACCCACAGACGAAGCAGCUCUUCGAAAAACGAUAUCAUCUCAUAUUCGUACAGGCGCUACGGUUAUUGACAUUGGAGGACAAUCCUCUCGCCCGAACGCCCCGGAUGUGACGGCAGAAGAGGAGAUUCAACGAAUUCUUCCCGCUAUCAAGAUCACAAAGGCCUUGCCAGAAGGCUCUAACAUUUGCAUCAGUGUUGACACGUAUCGAGCUGAAGUAGCCGAGGCGGCUAUCAAGGCGGGAGCACAUAUCAUCAAUGACAUUUCUGGAGGUCUGUUGGACGCAGAUAUGCUUCCUACGGUUGGUCGCCUGGGAUGCACUGUAUGUCUCAUGCACAUGCGUGGCACUCCAGCGACUAUGACCAGUGCAGAAAACUGCUCAUAUCCUGACGGCUUGAUCCCAACAAUAGCUCGAGAGCUUCUGGACCGCGUCCAGGCAGCAGAAGAUGCAGGAAUUCGUCGCUGGCGUAUCAUACUAGAUCCCGGCAUCGGGUUCGCCAAAACAGCCGAGCAAAACCUGGAGAUUCUAAGGGGCAUGAGUGAACUUAGAAACUGGCCUGGCUUGGUGGGUCUACCAUGGCUCUUAGGUAGCAGCAGAAAGGGCUUCAUCGGUAAGAUCACCGGAGUGAAGGAAGCAAAGGAGCGCACAUGGGGUACGGCUGCGACAGUAGCGGCAGCAGUUCAGGGAGGAGCAGACGUGGUGCGUGUACACGACGUAGACGAGAUGGCCAAGGUGGCCAAGAUGUCUGAUGCGAUAUGGAGAGCAUGA
Messenger RNA from Aureobasidium pullulans EXF-150, 1398 nucleotides. RefSeq names its product folic acid synthesis protein. The transcript is spliced from 3 exons. Gene Ontology annotation, cellular component: mitochondrial envelope. The coding region runs from base 1 to 1398 and encodes 465 amino acids. Gene Ontology annotation, molecular function: dihydropteroate synthase activity; 2-amino-4-hydroxy-6-hydroxymethyldihydropteridine diphosphokinase activity. Gene Ontology annotation, biological process: tetrahydrofolate biosynthetic process. The record is from RefSeq and is a predicted model, not a curated record. Lineage: Eukaryota; Fungi; Ascomycota; Dothideomycetes; Dothideales; Saccotheciaceae.